AUGGCUGCAGCUGAGGGCUCCACGCCACAGGCCGAAGUGAUGACCAUCGCCUCACCCAUCAACCUCAUUAUUGCCUCGCUCUUUGUUGUGCUGCUAUACUGGCACUUCCGGCCCAAGGCGCCUGUCGAGCUCCCGCGCGGCCCGCCUCCUGUUGUUUUCCGCACCUACACCCCGAAGACCCUGAUCAAGUUCAACGGCGAAGACAACCAGCCAGUGUAUCUGGCGGUACGGGGACGGGUCUUUGAUGUCACACCUGGCAGGGGUUUUUACGGCCCGGGCGGAGUCUACGAGAACUUUGCGGGUCGCGAUGCCUCCCGCGGCCUGGCGUGCCAGAGCUUCGAUGAAGAGAUGCUGACCAAGGACCUGUCAGCCCCGCUGGACGAGCUCAAGGACCUGGAUGCCGAGCAGCUGGAGAAUCUGCAGUCGUGGGAGGAGCGAUUCUCUGAGAAAUAUCUGGUCAUUGGGAAGCUAGUGGCUGAGGGUGAUCCCGAGGCACCGGCGUCGUAA
This is a messenger RNA of Penicillium alfredii, 507 nucleotides long. RefSeq names its product cytochrome b5-like heme/steroid binding domain-containing protein. NCBI's taxonomy places the organism in Eukaryota, Fungi, Ascomycota, Eurotiomycetes, Eurotiales, Aspergillaceae. Gene Ontology annotation, cellular component: endomembrane system; membrane. The transcript has 4 exons. Bases 1 to 507 code for a protein of 168 amino acids. The record is from RefSeq and is a predicted model, not a curated record.